This is a messenger RNA of Pongo pygmaeus (Bornean orangutan), 3121 nucleotides long. RefSeq names its product mitochondrial ribosomal protein S22 (gene MRPS22). The record is from RefSeq and is a predicted model, not a curated record. Lineage: Eukaryota; Metazoa; Chordata; Mammalia; Primates; Hominidae. Bases 1809 to 3089 code for a protein of 426 amino acids. Gene Ontology annotation, molecular function: structural constituent of ribosome. The transcript is spliced from 9 exons. Gene Ontology annotation, cellular component: mitochondrial small ribosomal subunit.
CCAUUGAUGGUGACUCUGGGUCUUUUCUUUCUAGUCAUUUUUUUUUAAGUGAGAAAAACAUCCACUUUGUAAUUUAUAAUGCUGGAUAACCAAUUUUAAAAAAGAAAGAAAAACUCAACAAAAAAUAAAUACUCAAGGCUGUUGUUUGUCACUGGAUUUUGUUUCUAAGCAUCCCACUUAGACUGCUCCUGACCCUUUCUUGGUACAGUCUGUCUGGAAGGGCUGGUUUCCCUGGGUCCCUAAAUGGAUUGGAUGUCAGUGGUGAACAGUCCGUCUGGGGUGAGAGGCGGAAGGGCUGGUUUCCCCGGGUCCCUAAAUGGGUCGGAUGUCAGUGGUGUCUGUGGGGUCUGCUUCCUUGACAUUGUCUCCCAAACGAGAAGUGACCAUUAAGACUUCCGGGGGCUUAAUCUUUCAAACCUAGAUCAGCCCUGCUCAGCAAUUUCAAACAAACCCAACAAUGUGGCUGAAACUGGCACAAGAUAGGGUACCCUGGGAUGAAAGCGUGUGUUAGAGCAGCACUGAAAUCCAGAAAGCUAGAGCUGUGUAGCUUUCAUGACACAAGCAUUUGAGCCAGCACAUUUGACCAACGCUCACAACCCCCGCUUGUGCCCCCUUCCACCCCCCAAUCCCUCUUGGAUUGAUUAAAUUGGCUCAAGAUGACACCAAUAAUUGGCUCAAGAUGGGGCUUCGACAGGCCCAAUGAUCCAUAUCUUCACAUUCCCUAAAAUCAGUCCUUUCAGCUCUGUGUUGGAUUUAGGAUGGUUUACAUUGGCUCCGUCACAAACAUUUUAAUAAAGUCCCAGAGAAACCGCAAACGGGUGACAUCAUUGGAUGGUGUUAAAAAAAAAAAAAAAAAAGAGUCCAAUUUUGUAAGAGAGAGGCUGGGCCUCCAGAGUGUGAUCAGGGUCUGCCUUCCCCAUUUGGUCAUUCAGUAAUCAUCCUCUGUAAUUAGGACCAUAAUAUUUAAAAUGGGGUGCGGCAGGGGGUUGCUGGCAAAGGACAUUAGCUAUUAAGUAAAAAACAAAUAUGAAUAUUUUGACAUAAAGUAGCCAAGAAGAUGAAGGACUCUAGGGUGGGUUUGCCGCCCCAGGGCUGAAGGGCUGGCUGCCUGGACUUGGGCGGAGGCAUGUGGAGCAUUAAUGUAAGGACAGCCCCUUGUCCCCUGUCCCAGGAUACACAGACAGGACAGUGGGGCUUUGGAGCUGAGGACCCAAGCUGGAGAGGGGAGCCACUCAGAGCCCGGGGAUUCCCAUUAGGAGGGUUUCUUGCUGAGGGGUAGCCUAGAGGGAAUUUUCAUUUUCUUCUCUAUAGUAUUCUGUUCACUUACCCAGAACUUUUUCUAAGAGUUUAUAUUAGUUUUACAAUUAAAAAAAAAAAACCACAAGUAAGCUUUUUCAAAAAUUAGUGUAGCUAUUUUGAUUAUGUCCAAUGAUUGUAAUUAUAUAUUAGACUGAAAAUAUCUGGAAAAAUACAAUAUUAAUCUUAAUGGUAGUUCUCACUGGGUGGUAGGACUAGGGAAGAUUUUUGUCUUCUAUUCUUCUGUGAAUUAUUUUUGUAAUAGAUAAAAAAUUUCAAAGGAAAGGGAAACAUUGAAACCUCAAGAAAACGAAUUGAGCUCAUUUAGACAUAGAUUAACCUAUGUAUAUAGUGUCCUUCCUCUUCCUGCAAAAAAAAAAAGAGAGUUGCUGUUUUAAUUUUAGUAUUAUAUUGUAUUUUUAAAAUGCAUUUCAGGCAGAGGUGGGAGGAUCACUUGAGCCCAGAAGUUCGGGACUAGCCUGGGCAACAUAGCAAGACCCUGUCUCAAAAAAAUGCAUUUCACUCGCAUGAUUAUGAACUUACAAGAAGCAAGAUGUUUUCAAAUGGCAGAAUCCAGCUUCCCAGUUGAGGAAGGGACAGAUGCUGCGUUCCCUGCGAGUCGGGCCUCGCUGUCUGAGAGUGCUGCAAGAACUGGGCGUGACUCGGAAAUCCCUCCCAGCCACUUCCGGCGCAAGUGGCCUCUGAUAAUCAUGGCGCCCCUCAGAACAAGUGUAUUGCUGUGGAGCCUCUUGAGGAGUUCUCCGGGCGUGGAACGGGUCUGUUUGCGGGCUCGAAUCCAGCCCUGGCACGGUGGCCUGCUCCAACCGCAACCUUGCUCUUUCGAGAUGGGGCUGCCACGCCGCCGGUUCAGCUCCGACGCCGCAGAAUCUGGUAGCCCAGAGACCAAGAAACCUACAUUUAUGGAUGAGGAAGUUCAAAGCAUACUCACGAAAAUGACAGGCUUGAACUUGCAGAAGACUUUUAAGCCAGCUAUACAAGAACUGAAGCCACCAACCUAUAAGCUAAUGACUCAGGCACAGUUGGAAGAGGCUACAAGACAGGCAGUUGAGGCAGCUAAAGUACGAUUAAAAAUGCCACCAGUUCUGGAAGAGCGAGUACCAAUAAAUGAUGUGUUAGCUGAAGAUAAGAUUUUGGAAGGAACAGAAACAACCAAAUAUGUGUUUACUGAUAUAUCAUAUAGCAUACCACACCGGGAGCGUUUUAUUGUCGUCAGAGAACCAAGUGGCACACUACGCAAAGCCUUUUGGGAAGAACGGGACCGAAUGAUACAAGUUUAUUUCCCAAAAGAAGGUCGUAAAAUUUUGACACCAAUAAUUUUCCAGGAAGAGAAUCUUAGGACUAUGUAUAGCCAGGACAGGCAUGUUGAUGUCCUCAAUCUCUGCUUUGCCCAGUUUGAGCCAGAUUCCACUGAGUAUAUCAAGGUUCAUCACAAGACCUAUGAAGAUAUAGAUAAACAUGGAAAAUAUGACCUUUUACGUUCAACGAGAUACUUUGGUGGAAUGGUGUGGUAUUUUGUAAAUAAUAAAAAGAUUGAUGGUUUGCUGAUUGACCAGAUUCAGAGAGAUUUAAUCGAUGAUGCAACCAACUUGGUCCAGCUGUAUCACAUGCUCCAUCCAGACGGCCAGUCGGCUCAAGAGGCCAAGGAUCAGGCUGCUGAGGGAAUAAAUUUAAUCAAGGUCUUUGCAAAAACAGAAGCACAGAAGGGAGCCUAUAUAGAACUAACACUGCAAACUUAUCAAGAAGCACUCAGUCGCCAUUCUGCAGCUUCCUAAAAGUAUUUUUAAAAUACAUUUAUUUUACUAAA